AUGGCAAGCGGUUCGGGGACGUCCGGUGCGGGUCUGGCGAGCAGCGGGUCUCAGGGCGCAAAUGGGCCUUCCGGUGCAGGAGCGUCGUCAGCGGCAACUGGCGCGGGCCAGAGCAGCCAGCAGCAGCAGCAACAGCCAGCCGUGCCGGCUGUGUUCCAGAGCAGCGCUGCGACCGGGUCUGCGGACAAUGCCCUCAUUGCCCUGCAGCAACAGUGUCUGACCGGGGACCACAUGAAUCUGUGUCAAAGUCAUGUGCAAAGAUUGCUUGCGGAAGAAAGGAGCUACGCCGACGGGGCGGGGACGCAAAUUCAGGCGCUCGCGAUUGUCCAGAACACAAAGUGGUUCCGCCGACACUUGGCCGACCAACUGGCACAGAUUUUGCUCUCUAGGGAGGAGUCCACCGACGAAGAUAGUCUAUUUCCCGCCGCUGCAAAGAGCCGAGUGCUCUGGUCGGAGCGGGGUUUAGUAACUAGUGUAAACGGGGGAGAUUCUCGUCUGCCUUCUGGCCCCCUCGUGGAGGAGGCACCUCCUAUCAGCAUGUUUGUCGCGGUUCACCGACGCGCGGCCUCGAAUGCAGGCCUCAUGGGAGGACGAGAUCCGCAAUACGCGGCGACGCUCGCAAGGGGUAGGACCGACUGGCAAUUGUUCUGGUGCCAAGACCGUAGCCCCAAACCAUUUACGGGCCCGAAGACAGAGGCGCAGAUGAAAGAGCGGUAUUGGAGCGAAUGGGAAAUCAAAGCCGACCGCCAGCUCUCAGCGGCACAGCUUGCGUACCUCUGCUACAUUUCGGUGCCCGACGAACUCCGAAAGGCGGACCCGAACAACAUCCCACUCGAGCACGCACAUGCCCAAUUGCAGUCGUGGCAGAAGCUCCCCCGCACCUCGGAGGUGGCGGAGUACGACUUCGUUGCGCCGGGAGGCUAUCUGGAUCCAGCCGAGCUGUGGGUCGCCGCCGCGCUGGUACUGGGGGUGGACUUGAACCUCUAUUCGGACACCGACGCGGAUGCGGACCCUCAAACUGCUCCCUGGGUUGCAGCAACGGAAACCAACCGCGCACGCCUCAAGCUUCAUCAUUUGCCGGGGCCUCCGCCGGUGCCACUUACGACUCCUGUACUAGUAACCGCGCCUCGUGUUUCGUCCUCCUCCUCCUCCUCCUCCGCCCGAUUCCCAGCACAGUCGGCCCGGGAAGUAGAAGAUCUGGAGGCCAACAUUCUCCUUGAGGUGGCCUGUAAGAACUUUACUAGGCUGGAGGCGGCCGGCGCGACUUCCUCCGACGUUCGGUCUAAUUACGACUUCUUCGACUACCGAGGCUUGAGUGUGCCGGGAAACAAGGAACUAAACUGGCCGGCGCAGCGGCGACAGCGGUGGGCUGCAGCGAGGGCGGAGGAAUCGCAGCACACGCAGACCUCGGGCGCCACUCCGGGCGGCCAACAGUCUGACGCCUCCUCCGCGGUCGAGGGCGAGGUGGCCGUUCCAGUGAUAAACUACCAACUACAACGCGCAGCCCCGACCGGAUCGGGUGAUGGGGGCCUGAUCGCCUUGAAGCGACAGUGCACCGAAGCUGGCGCGCACGCCGAGUGGUGCGCCCCGCAUUUAAGAAACAGAGACCGCUCGCUAUCCUAUCCCGUGGGCCUCUUGGCAGGAAUACUAAACAUAGGUGAAUUUCGAUUAAUGCUCGCGCACCACCUGGCGGAGAUUCUCAUGGAUGCUUUCUCGGGCCAGCGGGACAACACCGCAAGCCAUCUCUUUUGGAGCGGCAGAAACAUCAUGCCUCUGAAUGGCCGAAUGAUUCUAGGAAGGAACACUGUGAGUAUGUUCGACAUGGUGGUUGAGCGCGCCAAUCCGUACGUCCGAGUUGCAGGUCGGCGCCGGAUAUGAACUGCAAAUAUGUCCGGGUCUGGAAGAAUGCAAGAUUUGUCAUGCACAUUUCUCAUGACCCCUGAUUGUCUGUGAUGUAUGCCCUACCAUCACAGGUUUUUAGAACCCUUCCUGAUACACCUUCGGCAUGAGAAAUGCCCUGUCCGUGAGGCACAAACUGCACCCCUCUUGCUGGUCAUGCAAUGCAAUUUUUUUAGCGUCCAAAAACAGCAUGACAAGUUGCAAUCUUCCAGACCCAGACACUUUUGCACUUGAUACCGGAGAGGAGCGAGGGGCGUUUUUGCUGACCCGAACUUUGAGGCCACGCGCACAAGAGGGAAAGCCCAGGGUGUGAGGUGGUGCCAAGUUUUUGCACCGCCUCACACCGAAGUUCUUGAAGAACGAAGACGAAGAGAUUGGACUGAUAGAGAGAAGCAAGCAAACCAGCAACUUUUGACGAGCAUGCAGCUCGCGUACCUCUGCUACAUCUCUGUGGCCGACUCCCUGGACCACUUUCAGCCACGGGACGCAGUAGGAAAUCUAUCCCUAUCAGGCAACAACAUUCCGCGCACUACCGAGGACGACGAGCACAGAAGAGUCUUGGAGCCCGGUGGCUUCCUCGAGCCCACGGAGCUGUGGGUGGCGGCUGCGCUCGGUUUGGGCGUGGAUCUGACCCUCCACGAAGUCGUGGGAGAACACACACUGGCCGACGCGUCAUCUGGUCCAACCGUUGAUAUUAAGAAAAAAAACAUCUUCACACGAAGCACUUGUCCGUUUUUUUUGCAGAUUAGAUUGCGAAAGAAGCUGGCUUCAUUGGUGUCGCGAUAGAAUGAAUGAUCACGGUCAAACUGCAUACGCACGUGAGUUCUUUCGUGAUGUUGUCUGUGCAACACAAGUUGUACGAGCAUUGUUCAUUAUUAUUUCGAGCAUCAAUUUUAUCCAUAUUAUCGUCAUGCAAAAUAAUUUGCAAAUCCAAAUGUGACUGCGAUGAUAUUUUUUUGUUCCACACCACGAUUGGACCGUCGAACAGUUACGCUACCGGCCCCGGCGGCGGCGCGACCGGCUUCUGCUUCCCGGCUGCAACGCAACCUCAAAUUUGACGUGGCGUGGAGGGAAAUGCAGCAUGACCACUCUUCCGUCACCAGCGCUAGAGCCGUAUGCAGUGCAAGACUUCUUGUCGUGUGAAGAUCGCACUAAGGCGGGUUGCACGAUGUACUUAUGUAUACACAAAUUUUGAAUUUUCGCAAAUCAAAAAGUUUUGCACAACAGAAUCAAAGGUGAACGUGUCAUGCUGUGGCUACGGGCUGAAAGAAAAACGAGUUGCUAUGAAAUAACUGCAUCUACUCCGUGCUGCACAACUACGCUGUGAAACAAUAUUGAAGAACAUACGUCGGCAGCUGCUCGUCCGAGUGCGACUUUAUGCGAUGAAUUUUUGCACAGGAUACGAAGCGAUCGUGCGGCCCAAGCCUGCUGCGGAUUACUACGACUACUGGGGCCUGAUCGUGUCCGAAACGAAGGAACAUAACCGCCCAGAAAACCGGAGACGGGACGACGUGCCGGAGACGACGCAACGGGCUCCCGGGGCGACCUACCCGCAAGGAGGAAUCGGGCCGCGGAGUGGAGCUGGUCCAAUUCUGGAGCACCGUGACGCGACCCCGGAAACAAGCUUGUCUUUGCGGGUUGAAAGUGGUGACUCGGUAGUGGCGCCAGAGGAUGUUGGUGUUCAACCUCCGGAGCUGCCCGAGACAGCCACUGCAGCUGCCGAGGAUGGCGAUGGUGGAGGACUUCCUCCUGCUCCUCAGCCUCACGAAGAACUCGAGGAAGCUCAUGAUGCAGCGGCCGACGCGUCCGCUGCCGUAGGCGUUGUUCCAGCCCUUUCCGAGCAGGCUGGUGAAGAAGAAUAUGUUGCGCAGGAGCAUCUUCAGCGCGCUGCUGUAGACGAACAGGGAGUUGACGCACUGAUUGCGACUCCCGUUGUAGUUGAAGAAGUUGAUCAUGCGGUACUAGGAUCAUUCGGGGACCCUUUGUCCUCUGGCUCUGGUCGUCCCGCCUCCACCACGCUGGUGCAGCGCGACGAAGAACACGAAAGCCGCGCAACGGUGCACGACGGAGGACAAGGCCCUCUUGAUGGUGAUGCGGCCUCCUAUGCCGCAGCUACACCGAUAGAAGAAGCAGGAGCGGCACCAGCAUCUUCUUUUCUUGUACCGGCCACGGCGCAGGAAGAAGAGGCCGCGGAUGAAAUAGAACACUUUCAUCCUGCACCGCAGGAGGACCACGACCAGCUGGCCCGGGACCCGCGACCCCCUUUGCCGCAAGCCUCGAGUGCGGCUGGCCAAGAAAAUGCGGCACAGGAAGCGGCUGCUGUGGGCGAGCAGAGUGCUCGUGCUGCAGUUCCGACCCCGGACGACAGCGGCCAGAAUGGUGCUGCAUCAUCGGACCCAAGAACCUGCUCAUCGCAAGAAGAAGGUAAUAUCACAAGUCCGGCAGCUGAUGCUGGACCUGGAGCUGCCCGUGCUCCGCGUGCUGAUGACCAGUCCGGAGAGCAGAUUGCUCCGGCAGCACCGCCCGCUCCAGCGCAGGAAGUUCGUGAGGAUGCUCUCGAGGAAGAAAAUGUAGUUGAAGCACCUACUACGUCUGAGGCUGACGCACCGCGGGGGCGAAUCUCUCCAGAUAGAGGAGAUGAACAACAAUUCCUCGGUCUGCGCUCAAAGGCGGCUGCCAAAUCUGGUCCGCUCAGCUGGGUCGCACAGCCAGCACGCGCCGCACGCGCCUUCGCACAAUACUUAACGCAGGAGCGGGCAGCACCCGUAACACCAGAGCCCUCUUCCUCUGCGGCUCAAGCGGAAGUGGCUGAGGAACAGCGCACGACCACUGUUUUUCCGACCGCAGAAGUGAGCGCCGACCAGCAGAGCGAUCCGGCUGGAACUGGCGCUGUUGUGGCGGAUGUGGACCAGGAGCAGUCGCGGGACGUCUUGCCUUCCGCUGCUCCCGGGGACGAUGCAGCCCCACGACCUCAAGGAGGUGGGAGGACAGAUGCUCCUGCUAGUGACGCAGAUGGAAAUAACGCCAGUCAGGAUACCGCGCUUGCGGGGAUCUAAGGUUGAUAUUUUUACCCCUGCGGAACUAGCAGUCGCACAAAGUUUUUUCUAUGCGCAAAAACCCCAAGAAUGGCAAAGGACGACAACUAAAAAUAUGAUGAUAACUACAAGUCGGCACAACUGCUCUUGAAGCUUUUCAACGACCACGUCCAAAGAAGUUCUUGGGCGGCUGGACAGGAGGACGCGCGCUGACCCUUGAGGAGGUUCAAUGGGUUUAGUUUUGAUCUGGUUUUUCCUAUAGUUUUGACACAGUGGAUAAUGGACGCAAAUAUCGAGUGUUAGUUAUUUCUUGAUGCACCGUGUUUGUGUUAGUAGUACCAAUAUCAUCAGUUCUAGAAUGUUGGCACAACUAUCCAUCGUUGGUGCAGAAUUAUGGGUGCUAACAUGAAGAGAUCGCCGGCAGAACUUUUAUCGGUCUCGAUCGAACUUUGUUUUAUUUGGUCCAACUAGUAUGCGGACAUCUACUUCUGUUGUAAACAUAACUCGUAUUAAAGCACAAGAACUAGUGAAGCUUGUGGAACUUUUUGUAAGAAAGGAAGAUAAAGGCGAAGGACCGUCGUGAAGUGAUGAGCCUAGUACAUCAAUGGAGCAGAUUCUUGUGAUUGUGUCGUGUAUUUUUUAUCUCUUCACCUCUACUUCCGCCAGAUAUUUAGGCCUUGGCGAGACAUCACCUUCUCCUAACUAAACAUAAGCUGUACAACUUUCGCGUUUUUCUUUUUCAGCCCUACCGUGAAUAAUGUUAUUAUUUUAUAUUUGUUGUAUCAAGAUAGAAGAACAACGUCCAAGCCCUACUUUAGUUCGACCUCGAAAACGAAAAGCAAAAGCGCGAGCAGUGAUAGUUAGAAAUUUCUUGUUCGAUUACAGGAGGUGCUGCAUGUACGCUACAGUGCUAAGUACCUAUUUUCGCAACUACUUGAAAUUGGUUGUGGGCCACUGUUCGAAUUUAGAAAUAGUAAGUACCGCAACCCUCACUGAGAGUGACCAGGAGAUGUAGAAUCGCACUCGCCAUUGCUGCUAGCGACACCAAGGCAGGUCAUUCCGAACAAAAGAUGCAUCCUGUUGUACAAGACGAGUCGCCAGUCGUGCAUUUUGACAGUACAGAAUUGUUUCUCUCGAAGUGUAAGUAGAUUUCUUUUUUCUCUCAAGAGGGCUGCUCCAAAAGAAAAUGAAAAAGACGAAGGUGAUAAGAGAAACUUAACGAU
Molecule: messenger RNA, 6157 nt
Organism: Amoebophrya sp. A120
Lineage: Eukaryota; Dinophyceae; Syndiniales; Amoebophryaceae
Source: the annotation of a GenBank genome assembly